AUGCCUCGAUUCUGUUCAGGCAGUUCUCGCCAUGGAAUUGGCUCGCGACUUGAUUCCCGUACAUCCCGCAUUCCUGGCCGGGUCGAACGCCGAGUCGCACCUGGUCUAUCUGCCUGUCAUUCUGUCUCAGUUGAAGCUCCACCCCCCCGAAUUCUCAGCAGGGGUACUGCACUACCCCGCGAGCCAGAGAAAGGUCCAGAAGAUGCAAAUGUCAACAAGACCUCGUCUAUAUCCCCAUCGGACUCAAAAUUUGCUGUUGAUGUCCCCUCUGUCACUGAUGCUGACAUUUCCCGCUGCAUUGCUGACGUUAAACCUAUUUUAGGUGACCCUAACCUUCAGUCUCCUUCAUCUACAGCUAGUCCGACAUCAAAAACUACCUUAUGUGAUGUUCAUGCUUCAAUCGCCUAUUCCAAGACUGCUGAUUGUGUCACAUCUACCAGUUGUGAUGACCCUCACUCUACUUCAGGGCAAGGUUCUAGCGCGGAGGUAACCUUAUCUCCGUCCAGUGACAUGGCACUGGCACAUCUCCAUCUUCUGCAGCAUUGUCUUGUCCAUUUGGGUGAUGUCGCUAGGUAA
Protopolystoma xenopodis is the source of this 576-nucleotide messenger RNA. NCBI's taxonomy places the organism in Eukaryota, Metazoa, Platyhelminthes, Monogenea, Polystomatidea, Polystomatidae. The record is from the annotation of a GenBank genome assembly.